Messenger RNA from Bursaphelenchus xylophilus (pine wood nematode), 411 nucleotides. The record is from the annotation of a GenBank genome assembly. NCBI's taxonomy places the organism in Eukaryota, Metazoa, Nematoda, Chromadorea, Rhabditida, Aphelenchoididae.
AUGAACGCCAGUCAAGAGAAAUUUUAUUAGUUUCUUCGGUUUCUCGCGAUAUUACACUUGAUUCUUGCCGACUAAAUAGAUAACGAUGGAAAUGGUCAUCCGUGUUUCUAUCUAGGGUUGUAAGUUAUUUCCCGCAGUCUUUUGAUUUUUAUGUUUAGACAGAAAACAAACCCCAGAUUGCAGCCAGAGAACAAGAAAGAGAGGAAAGGUCCUCAAAGAACGUCACAUGGAAGUGUGGUUUUUGACUUGGCCGGCUCAUUCGGAGGAAUGGUUCGUCAAAUGUCGCAAAUGAUGUCUUCAGCACGUGGCGAGCUUAUCUUGUUUAUCAUUUGAUCUCCAUCCGUGUUUGUAUCUAGACGUUAUCUUCUCUCAUUUUCAGUGUUCAGAAAAAGCCGUAAGUCGGCGUUAUAA